Molecule: messenger RNA, 530 nt
Organism: Centruroides sculpturatus (bark scorpion)
Lineage: Eukaryota; Metazoa; Arthropoda; Arachnida; Scorpiones; Buthidae
Product: ABC transporter A family member 2-like
Exons: 3
Coding region: 60-515 (151 amino acids)
Biological process (GO): phospholipid efflux; cholesterol efflux; transmembrane transport
Cellular component (GO): membrane; intracellular membrane-bounded organelle
Molecular function (GO): phosphatidylcholine floppase activity; apolipoprotein A-I receptor activity; phosphatidylserine floppase activity
Source: RefSeq, a predicted model, not a curated record
CUGAAAGAAUUCAAUAAUUUUUUCAUUAAGGAAGAACAAUUCUGCUUACAACUCACCAUAUGGAUGAAGCAGAUAUUCUUAGUGAUCGUGUUGCAAUUAUACAUCGAGGAAAACUCUUAUGUUCUGGCUCUCCUCUGUUACUCAAAAGUAAAUUUGGCUGUGGUUAUCAAUUAACUUUAUCCAGACAAGGUUCAGAUACAGACCGUGAUAGUGAUUCUGGAAGAGCUUCUUCUGCUUGUUCUGAAGGAGAAGCCAUUGGAUUUGACACGGACGGACUGCUUAAUUUUGUUCAAAGCAUUAUUCCAACUGCUACUCUCAUGGAAGACCACGGAACUGAAGUUGUUUUAAGUUUGCCUCAAAGAUCACCUGAUGGAAUGCCUUACAACUUUUCCAGCUUUUUUACAAAUUUAGAUUCCAAUCUUAAUCAGCUUGGAUUUGGUAGUUAUGGAUUAUCUAGUACUACUCUUGAAGAGGUGAGUUUUCUUCCUACUUCUUACAGUGUUUUGAUAAUAUAAAAUAAAAAAUUAUUG